AGGAAAGAUACAUGGCCAUGUACUCUACAAAUAGUAUUAUCUUGCUAGCAUUUGUUAUUUGCUUGUUGUCUCACCGUCACUUGACCCAUGGCCUUGUUCAAGAUCAUUUCAAUGUGGAGGGUCAGGUUUAUUGUGACACAUGUCGUGUUCAAUUCAUAACCAAGGCUACAUACUACAUUAAAGGUGCGAAGGUGCGAUUAGAGUGUAAGAACAAAGAAACCAAUGCGAUAGCGUUUAGUGCAGAAGCAGAAACAGACCACAGUGGAAAAUAUCAAAUAGAGGUUCAGGGAGAGCAUGAGGAUUGCCGGGUGAUACCAAUAUCAUCACCAGAUUCAGAGUGCAAUGAGAUAAGCAAAGACCCUUUUUUGAAGAAAUCUGAUAAAAUUGCACUCACCCACCAAAAUGGCAUUAGUAGCAAUACUCGCACUGCCAAUCCUAUUGGGUUUUUGAAGAAAGUUAUUCUUCCUCAGUGUUCUAAGAUCGUCAGACAAAUAAAAUUCACUGCCACUGGCCUUGUGCCUUGAAAAUUUUAAUUAAAAUAGGAAGAAGGGAAUUGGAUUUGGGUUUUUAUUCAAAAUUUGAUUAAUACAAAUAUCAUUGCGUUAAGUUCUGUGGAAGUUGUUUAUUUUGAUUUUUGGCAGUAACCCAUUUGAG
Messenger RNA from Hevea brasiliensis (rubber tree), 654 nucleotides. RefSeq names its product olee1-like protein. The transcript has 2 exons. The coding region runs from base 12 to 524 and encodes 170 amino acids. The record is from RefSeq and is a predicted model, not a curated record. NCBI's taxonomy places the organism in Eukaryota, Viridiplantae, Streptophyta, Magnoliopsida, Malpighiales, Euphorbiaceae.